This is a messenger RNA of Exaiptasia diaphana, 6790 nucleotides long. RefSeq lists its product as uncharacterized. Lineage: Eukaryota; Metazoa; Cnidaria; Anthozoa; Actiniaria; Aiptasiidae. Bases 226 to 6663 code for a protein of 2145 amino acids. The record is from RefSeq and is a predicted model, not a curated record. Gene Ontology annotation, molecular function: protein binding. The transcript is spliced from 2 exons.
UACUACAAUGACAAUAACGUUACACGAGAUUUAACCGGAGUUURAUGAUAGUAACGGCGUUAUAAUUCAGUAUUCAAUUUUUUUUUGCGGCGCGGAAUUACAGUCCSCGUGUUCCGCAAUGAUUCCGUGAAGAUGAAAGCAGUCCGUCAGUAGUACUAGUGAAAAAUCAAAAUUUUCUAAACUUUUUAAGUUUUAUCGAGAAAAKAAUUGUGUUGAAAUUUAAGUAUGAACGAAAAAGAAUCGAUAUCUUUUGAUGUGGAUGAGUUAUCAAGGCACAGUUCAAUAGAGAGUAGUCAGUUUGAGAGUGGUGAGUUUGGCGAUAUUUGUGAUCUUCUUGAUGAUUUUGAAAAGAAACGAGACUUCAGUGAAGAAGACGCUCACACCAAAUCCAAGCCAGCACAAUCAAAAGAAACAGACUCCAGUUUAGCAGUCGUCUCUGAAGAUGAGAAAACUGAGAGCAAGACAGAAAGAGAACAAAUUAAAUCAAAAACAAUGAAGCAAGACCAUAAAGAAAUUGAGGAUGAGAACGAAGGACUGACCCAGAAUGAAGAACAAGAAACAACAGUCUCCGCUACAGGUGGACAUUUUCAAAGUGAGAGAAAAUUGCUAGACAAAGGUAAAAAACUAUUAAAUGACACCGCUGAACAAAAACUUAAAGAAGAACAAGAAGUAGAAGUAGAACAAGAAGAAGUAGCAGAAGAAGCAGUGAAAGAAGGUAUUUGCGAAAACACUUAUCAACCGACGUCGUUACACGAAAACAGAAAGGAAAACAGCAAAGGAAAUGACAUUUCACAUGAGAAAAAACGCGAAAGUAUCACAACGGAAGACAUUGGAGAAACAAUUUCACAAGAGAAACCACUACUAAAUCAAGGAAGAAAACAGAAUUCAGUACUUUCUGACGAUGAGAGCGAGUCAAAAUUGGCAGAAAGUGAUGCUUAUUCUGUAAACAGGUCUAGUAAUGAAGCAGUAGAGGAGACAAAAGUUGGUAACGAGAAAAUAAGAUUGGAAAAAUCGGUGAAAACACCGUCUGUAUUGAACGUUGCAUCUCACUUGAAUCCCAGAGAAAAUCAAGAUAAUACAAAAAUUAAAGAACAAGAAACUGCUUUUGAUUCUGAUAGCAGUUUAGAUUUAGACUUCGAUGAAAGUGAUAGCGAUGAACUUCUAAUGGACGCCAUGAAGACUGGUGCACUCAACAUAGAGACCUCAACACCAGURGAACAAGAACAAGAUUGUGGUUUGUCGACGGAUUGUCYCGAAAAGAAUWACAAAACAAAGGAAGUUAGCAAUGAAUCACGUGACGAUGGUUGCCAUGAGAAUAUUAUAAGCACCGCUGGUCAUGGUGACAGAGAUGUUACAACCAGUAGUGACGAGAAUGAGAGGGGGACUGGUCUUGAAAAUCAAUCUUCUUAUUUGAAAGACGACAAAGAAGCAGGAGAAAAUGGUGACGAGAAAGAUGGGAACCAGUUGGAGCUUGUGAAUUCUGUCUUAAGUCGUGAUAAUGUUACCAACAUUAGAAGUAGCGAUAGCAAAAUCGAAAAUGAUGAUGAUGUUGUUGGUGAUGAUGAUGACUACUCUUGUAAUAAUAAAGAACAACAACCCGACAAUGAUGAUGAACAUGGUAAAAAUGAUGACGAAGAUGACAAGGAAGAUGGUAAAAGAAAAGAAUUUGCUAUACAUGAUAAUGGUGAUGAUGAUGACUCUUGUAAUAAUAAAGAACAACAAGCCGACAAUGAUGAUAAAGAUGGUAAAAAUGAUGAUGAAGAUGACAAGGAAGUUGGUAAAAGAACAGAAUUUGUUGUACAUAAUGUUGUUAAUGAUAUGAAGGAUGAUGGUAGCUGCAAUGAUGAUAUUGGAGCUCAAAAUGACACAGUGGAAAUUGGAAUCGUUGCUUACCCUGAUCUUUCAAAUAAUGAUGAAAGUAAUCAUAAUAAAGAUGAUUACAACGCUGAAGGUCAUAGUAAUAAUGAUACUGAUGAUCACAAUGUCAAUGACAAUSAAGAUUAUCGCACUCGUGAAAGUGAAAUAGGUGAAGAUAUAAGCGGUGAUGAUGGCGAGGCGCAAGGUAUCUGUGUUAACGGAGAACCCACCAAUCAGCACAAGAACGACAGCGACGAUGAUGAUGAUGAUGUCUUUGAUGAAAGUAAUGCUGAACAAGAAGACGCAUCCAAUAAUACAAACAAUGAUGACAAUGAAAUCGCAGAAGAGUUAGAAGAUGAUGCUGAUGACGAUGCUAAUAAUAAUAAUCCUGCUGUUGAUGUUAAUACUGAGGAUGAUUCUGGUUGUGUGGAUGACCAUCUUUCUCUUGAUGUUGUCGAGGAUGACGCUCACAAUGGUAUCAUGAAUGAGAAUGGCAACGACAACGAGAAUGCAAUGAAUGGUGAAAAUCGCAAUGAACGUGUAAGUAUCAGAGACGGWAAUGACAAUGUUCAUGAUUCCAACAAUGCAAAUCCUGAAAUUAAUGAUAACAAUGAUGGAAACGAARCGUCUAUGAACAAUGGUAAUGAUGACACAGAUGACCUCAACAACAUUAAUGCUAUACAUGAUGGCGAUAGCAUUGAUCACGACAGAGAAGUUAAUGUUAUCAAUAACGGUUAUGUCGACACUAUCAGUGAUGCCAACAUCAGAUUCGUCGGCGUUACAGACAAUAGUGGUAAUCAAAAUGCCGAAGAAAGCGCAAGAAACAAGAUCGAUGAUCAGCAAGCUGAUGUUAAUAACAAAGACCAGUAUAAUGCUAUCAAUAAUGAUGUCCAGGAAAGUGGUUGCGAUUCCAGUCAUCAAGGCAUCAAUUGUAAUAAUGGUGUAAUAAUAGUUUCCAAAGCAAAUCCAGUAAGUGAUGUUGACGAUCGUACAACAGGUCAUGGACAUUGGAGUGAUGAAAUUGUAGCCAGAGCUACUGCCAAUGGCAACCAGUACACAAUUGAAGACAAAGACAUAAAUGGUGCAAAUCUAAGAGGUAAUGGCGACCAAAAGCAUAACAAUGAUAAAGACCGUUGUAAAACUCCUGAUGAUGGCAAAAAUCGCACGUAUGACGUCAAGGGUGACGUUACAAAUGACGACAAACAUAACGUCAAAAAUAAUGACUCCCUUGAGGUCUGCUCGAGUGAAAAUACAGGCAGUGAGCAUAAACGUGAACACAAUGGAAUAUUUAAGAAAAACGUUAUUUCAGGCUCUAAUUGCAAUGUUUACAAGAAAGAAAAUGGAACUUUUACGCUGACUCRGCAGAGAGAGAACUUGGACGAGGAUAUCUUAAAAGAAACAAGAAAAAGUGCAUUGAAUAGUUCAAGCUCUCAGCCUGUUGAAAGGAGACAACCGUUGUUGGAAGCAAAAAGAAGAAGAGAUUUUUUGGAUUUUGAUGAUACUAGCGAUGUUAAAGUCGACAGAAAUCGAAUCGCAUCAAGUAAAGAAAACACAGACACUGAGGAGAAACCAGACGUACAAGAAGUWAAAGACAGCGUCAACAACUUGUUGAAAAGAUUGUUGAAGAAAUCAAAAGAAAGAGAAAGCGAGAAAGAAGACAGCGAUACCGAUAAACGUUCCUUUGAACCGAGAAAACAUGAACAUGCUAGAAGACAAGAGAAUAGAAUACCCGAGGAAAGGACGUCUCGUCCUAGAAGAGGUCCAGUUCCGCUGCCAAGAAGAAAGGUAAGCUCGGAAAGUCUGCUGGAAAUCGAAAAUGGUCACCUCGAGACAGACAGAGAAAGAGUCGAAGUCAAAGAWAGUUACGAUACUCUGAAAGACUUCUUAACUGACGACGCGACUGAUUUCCAACCACUUCAUUGCUCAACUCCAAUCUCUCCGCGUUCUCCACGUAAAGAGGUGCUUGUUGUAUGUAGUGAAAAUAAUGAAGAAAAUACARAACAGAAASACGUAGAAAARGAAUYUGAUGAAGUCAACUUACCAGACGAUGCAAGSUUUGGGAAGGGCUUUUCUAAGGACUYGRACAAUCAAAAGGUCAUAGAUCGAGACGAUGUAUUGAGGAGCUUUCCCGAUAAAGGAACCAAUGAUGAAAAACCAAGUGAUUCAAAGAUCCAAGAUGAAUAUACUGAGAACAUCGAAGAGGAAUCAAUUUACGCAACAAGUGAUAACGAGUUUAUUGGUAAGCUAUCACGAUACAAGAAAUACACUAGCCGUCAACGAGAGACAAAUGCUGGCAAACAGCUAGUAGUAGGGCGCACACAAACAGCUUCCGAGCAGCAUACGAAGUACACCCGACUAGAUUACGACCAAAACCGGAAACACAACGAUUAUCUAAGGAAACGAUCAAGAUCAAAAACGACAGAUUUGCAGACUUURCUUCAUAAACAUAAAAAUCGCACGUCUGUUGCUGAUUGGAAUGACUUGCCUGGCUUACCAGACAUGCAUGAUGAAGGCCAGAUAUCAAGUGAAUAUUAUGGAAUACAUCAACGCAGCCUAGUAACUGGUAAACAAACACAAGGGGAAACAUCGACAUUUAACGAUGUCACUGAUUAUCAACAUUCUCUCGCUGAGCAGAAUGGUAAACAUUUUGCAAAAACCUCUUGCUACUACAGACAUAAUAAAAACCAUGAUGCCGACAUUGCASAAACUCUUUGUAGAAGCCCGAGUGUUGGCAGUGAAAAGAAUAAAGCCUGUAAAAGAAGCCCGAGUGAUGGCAGUGAAAAAAGUUAUAAAAUUUAUUCAGGAAACUUUGAUCAAGAUGGUUAUGAAGUACCGAUUGAUAAUUUCAUAAAUCUUGAACUCAAUGCAAGUGGUAGAUUUGAUGAGCAAAUUAUUAGUGAUCAUUCCGCCUCUAGUGAUGUGCUUAAUGAUGAUAUUAUGAUGGAUUUUCAAAGUGACGUGAACAUCAAGGGCACAAGAACUCCUAAAGUGGAUUGUUACACUUCUAMUGACGAUUACCAGUCAAACAUGAACACUAUAGGUUAURCAAWAUCGACAAARAAAGGAAUUCAUGAUCMGAAUGCAACGAGAACCGCAUGGCCAGAAAUGUCUAUKYAUUCAUAUGGCGAUGUACUCUUACUAGACCAUACCGAUUCAAAAGAACAAGUUGGUACAGUUCAAGUGAUACGCUUUCCUCUUACUUAUCAAGGACCWGGAAUCGUUCUGGAAAGUAAUCCAGAUAUCAUUGUGAAGAAAAUCAWAGUAGACAGCGAUGCUUACCGAGACGGUCGACUUGAGCCAGGUGAUAGACUGCUGUCAAUCAAUGGUUAUAACCUGAGCAUUGCUUCYCUCGAGCAAGCWAAGUCUGUAUUGCGUAAACUUCAAGAARAGUCUACUGAACGCUGKGCUACUAUACGAUUCUURCGCURUUCACGUGUUGAAUUAGACGAUCUUGAUUCCUCUAUUGAUAARAGUGUAACUUUACCAUCGUUUCUAAACGAAUCUGUCUCUCCCAUUGGUGGGCRMAGUCAUUGGGCAAAGCAGGGUGGGAAGGAGUUAAUCCCUCCUGAUCRAAACAAAUAUUUGAGCAGUUUGAGAAAGGAUUUAAAUCUUUGUUGCCAUGCACCCCCUUUGAUGACGUCCACACCAGUUUCACCCACCGUAUUGCCUACUGCAACWUGUCGAAACUGCAAAGUCUCUGGUCAUACAAACCAUGGCACUUCAAAUGGUCGCCAUCAUGAUGGCCUGCUGCUGAUUSCGCCCGAUUCCAAAGUCCAUCUCAGUAAACUUGAAUCAGCGUUAUCCUAUCUCGGCCUUAMUUUAUCRGAGCUACAGAAAUGUGCYUUGAGGAAUCAGCUUCGUGUUGACGCAGAAGGCUAUGUCAUUUAUGAUGAAUUUGCGCAACGCGCAAGACWGAUUUAUAAUUCUUCUUUUGGUGAAAGUCUGAGAUCUUYUUCCAAAAGCACCGCGUCUCCUCUUCCAGAUAUCAUUCCCAAUUCACAUAUCCACAACACCAUUUCACGUAAAAUGGACGACAUGCUUAUAGAGAAAGAUCRCAUCAAGCAUGAAAUCAUCACGAUUAAAUCCAGUAUCMACAAGCGUGCAAAUAAGCUUCACAGCGUUGAACRAGAGCUUGCUGAAGUUAGAAAAGAUCUUGAGAAAGUCAGGCAAAGACGYWCAGUACUUUKGAAGAAAAACGCAGAGUUAGACCGMGCAAARUUAAAAACAAAGUCAAARGUAAAUAACUACAAAUUUGAAAUUGCGUCCCUUGAACARGAACUUCAUCGACUCAAAGCGGCUCACGUCCCGGUAACGUCCCGUGCAGUGACAAAAUGCGAAGCAGUAGAAAAACAGAUUCAGGAUUUGGUUCUACGUUUGCGAAAUGCUGAGAAAAGUAACAAGAAUUUCCACGAAGUGACUCGAAAGUUGAUCUCGUUUGCAUACAAAGUUCAGCGCGUUACAGGCGACGAGAGUGGAAAGCGUGUUGGUUGGUCCAACUCUGCGUCGUCUUCAGACCACACUUACCAGGCUGUAGCUGAAGCUCGAUCACAGUCUGUACCUAAUCCCCCUAAAGGUAUCAGAAAGAUUGGAAAGAGGGAGCAGCUUCUAUCUAACGAAGCAAGGAAAAUCAUAGCAGCGGUGGAGGGACUCCUUACACACGAAGCCUUGCCGUAUGGAUGGGAGGAGGCUUACACCGAAAAAGGCGAACGUUUCUUCCUGAAUCAUGUGACAGGGACGACUACUUGGACUCAUCCUUUGGCGAAGAGGGAAAUAACGAGGCCAAGGCGAGAGCACUUGGGUAAAUAAAACUGCUUUCAUUUUUUUAAAGCCAACCUCUACGCGUCAAUUAGUGUACCAUUCACAAAUGAAAGCGUAAGUUAGGUUAGAGUGGUUUUCAUAAACCCGUGAAACAAAGUGUAAUAAUUAAAGUGUA